Molecule: messenger RNA, 366 nt
Organism: Staurois parvus
Lineage: Eukaryota; Metazoa; Chordata; Amphibia; Anura; Ranidae
Source: the annotation of a GenBank genome assembly
AUGUACACUGAUCAUCAGGGCACUGAUGAUCGGUGUGCCCUGAUGAUCAGUGUGGCCCCAGAAGUGCCACCUGUCAGUGCCCAUCAGUGCCAUGUGCCAGUGCCCAUCAAUGCCACAUAUCAGUGCCCAUUCUGAGCUGCCUUUCAAUGUCACCAUCAGUGCCAUCAGUGCCGCCUAUCAGUGCCAGUCAGUGCCGGCCUAUCAGUGCCAUAUAUCAGUGUCAUGUAUCAGUGCUGCCUUUCAGUGCCCAUCAGUGAUGCCUGUCAAUGCCUAUCAGUGCAACCUACCAGUGCCUCCUCAUCAGUGUCCAUCAGUGCAGCCUAUCAGUGCCCAUCACUGAAGCCUCAUUAGCGCACAUCAGUGAAG